Molecule: messenger RNA, 2358 nt
Organism: Paraglomus occultum
Lineage: Eukaryota; Fungi; Glomeromycota; Glomeromycetes; Paraglomerales; Paraglomeraceae
Source: the annotation of a GenBank genome assembly
AUGAUAUCAUUAAAAUCAACGAGAAGCAGUCACACAGAUAUAACCUCGGAAUUGACCUUAACAGGAAGUUGCACACUUAUAGACGUUGGAAGAGUGGAAGCGUUUAGUACACUGAGAGAAAUAGAGUGCGAGUCGAUUAUGUCGAUGGGAACGAUAUCUUCAACGACACGCCACAUAAAACAAACAAUACGCACACAUUUAUACGGACUCUGUCCCGGCUGUCACGAACCAAAGAUAGAUCAAGUAUGGUGUGGAUUUUGCUUAACGCCGCAUGUUAGCCAAAGUUGGACGUCCGGAGAUCGAGUAUUGGAUGAGUUUAUUAGAAAUACGCAGAAAAAUGUGAGAGACUAUCAUGAGAGAUUUUUGGAAUGGGUGCCGUGGGAAAGGAUUGGUGAGAUUAGAGUUCGCAAAGACAAGAGUGAACAAAAGUAUGGGAAAGCGUUCAUAAACGAUAAGAACAGUGCGGGACUUGGAAUCGGAAAAAGACAGGUCGCUGUUUGGUUUGAUGGUGAAAGAGAUAGACGUAUUGGAGAUCGAACUGCGCCUGUUAAGGUUAUCUUAGAGCCAUUGGAUUGUGAUGGUUUUUUUACAUCCGAGUAUCUUGAGAAGUUAAUCAAAAAGUACCCAUUCAUAACGUCUCCCGACAACUACACGAUAUACGGGUUCACAUACAAUCCUUCUCUUCACCCACUCGGUUCUUCUCUCUUAUCUUCAUCCUCUCUUCCAAAUUCCUUUUCAGUUUCUUCUUCUCCAACACGCCCAACCUAUUUUCUUCUCAUAAACUAUCGCGCUCCCACCCUAACCGAGCUCUAUUCCCUCUGCCUCUACUGCCAUCAACCGAAACUCGAUCCUCUUUGGUGUGCCUCUAAUGCCUGCGAACUUCCUAGUUUCAAUCCAAUCUCCUCCGAUAACAGUGAAAUAGACGAAUUUGUUUGGGCAACGCAGAGAAUUGUUAAAAAACGGCCGGACACUUUCUUAGAAUAUGUACCAUUUGGAAGGUUUAAGAAUAUCCGAAAAAUCGGCAUGGGGUGUUACAGUGUUAUGUAUGAAGCGAUUUGGAAAGAUGGAAAGAGAAAAGCAUACGAAAAAGGAAGGACUAGUGAGAUUAAGGUUGCGCUGAAGCUGUUAAAGGGAACGGGAAGUGAGAAUACGAGUAGAGGCUUUUUUGAUGAGCUCAAAACUCAUUACCUACGUACCAGUAGUGCCCACGUCUACUUUCCAACGCUUUAUGGCAUAUCUCAAGAUCCCUCUACUGGGGAACUUAUUCUUGUAACCCAGUUUGCUGCAAAUGGUACCCUCCGUGACUAUAUCCGGUACGAAUUCCCGACAAUAUCCUGGCACACAAAGUUAUCGAUAUUAAAAACUGUAGUCUCAGGAUUGAACAGCAUACAUGAAUUGGGCAUGGCACAUGGAAACUUACAUAGUGGGAAUGUGUUAAGAAGUUAUGGUUCUCGAGAAUUGGGAAUUGCAGGUGAAUUUUUCUUGGCUGAUUUUGGUGUUUGUAAAAGUUGCAUACUUGAAUCGGAUGAGGACAAGGACCAGGGCGAGGAUGAAGAUAAAAACGAGGACGAAGGUAAAAACGAGGACGAAGAUAAAAACGAGGACGAAGAUAAAAACGAGGACGAAGAUAAAAACGAGGACGAGGAUAAGAACGAGGACGAAGAUAAGAACGAGGGCGAGGAUAAGGGCCAGGGCGAGGAUAAGGGCCAGGGCGAGGACGAAGACAAUACGGGACAAUUAAUAAAAGAUGAAAUUGGAACCGAAUCUAAAUGUGAAAAUCCAAAUGACGAACACUCGGAUGUUGGUAGUAAUAACGACGCAGUGUUCUCACACCCUUCACCUGUAAAAGGCGUUCUACCUUACCUGUCUCCUGAAAGCCUACAUUCUUUUCCGCCUACGCCUUCUUCCGACAUUUACAGCCUGGGUAUUCUGAUGAGCGAACUAAUGACUGGUACUUUUGCCUUUUCUUCUCGAGCACAUGAUUACGAUCUCGCCCACGAUAUCUGCCUUGGUCUUCGCCCUAAAUUGGAUGAAGAUAUAAUACCAAGAAAGUACGUUGACGUGGUCAAGCAAUGUUUAAAUGCGCAGAGUGAAGAGAGACCGAGCGCGGAGAGUUUGUGCGAUAUCUUUGAGGAUUGGAGCAAAGAUGAGGUCAUGUAUGAGGCGUUUUUGAACAUGGAGAGAAAGACAGAGAAAGUGGGAGAUGACAGUAAGCAGUCAGAUGGCGACGGUAAAGGUGGAAAUGCAAUGCACGAUGAAGUGAUAUAUCAUUCCCGGGUGUUUGCGUUUCAUGGAUUGCCUACUCCAGUUAAUGACGGUCUGACAAAUAUAGAUGUAAAGGACAAUCACGUUGCUUAA